Messenger RNA from Pteropus alecto (black flying fox), 6121 nucleotides. It is a transcript of the gene DDX6, whose product is annotated as DEAD-box helicase 6. Gene Ontology annotation, molecular function: ATP binding; RNA helicase activity; mRNA binding. NCBI's taxonomy places the organism in Eukaryota, Metazoa, Chordata, Mammalia, Chiroptera, Pteropodidae. The transcript is spliced from 14 exons. Gene Ontology annotation, biological process: cytoplasmic stress granule assembly; P-body assembly. Gene Ontology annotation, cellular component: cytoplasmic stress granule; P-body. The record is from RefSeq and is a predicted model, not a curated record. The coding region runs from base 392 to 1843 and encodes 483 amino acids.
CGGCCGGGCCCCCUUCCGGCCCCCUCCCCCAAGCGCGCGCCGGCGCCUCUGGGCCACUAGUUCCGCGCAUUCUUGGACGGACGCGUCCCCCCUUGAUCCUGCAGCAGCUUCCCGCGCCCGCGGGAGAUGUCAGAUUGAAGUGAGUGAAUUUAACUCAACCUUGUUAGAGAGCUUUUUAAAAAAUAAAACGAUUCGGUGCAUGAGAGCAAGUUACUGCUGCUUACCGUUCAGACUUACAGGUGCUUGCCUGCAUUGCAAUAAAGGACUCAAUAUUGAGCAAGACAUAUUUAUCUCUUCGUUUUGGAGAGCCUAAUAAACUGUUAUUACAGUUUCUCUACUGACUUUCAAAGGUUUUGAAGUUUGAAAGAGACAUCUUUACAAUUAAUACAGUAUGAGCACGGCCAGAACAGAGAACCCUGUUAUAAUGGGUCUAUCCAGUCAAAAUGGUCAGCUGAGGGGCCCUGUGAAGCCUAGUGGUGGCCCCGGAGGAGGGGGCACACAGACACAGCAACAGAUGAACCAGCUGAAAAAUACCAACACAAUCAAUAAUGGCACUCAGCAGCAAGGACAGAGUAUGACCACCACUAUUAAACCUGGUGAUGACUGGAAAAAGACUUUAAAACUCCCUCCAAAGGACCUAAGAAUCAAAACUUCGGAUGUGACCUCCACAAAAGGAAAUGAGUUUGAAGAUUAUUGUUUGAAACGGGAGUUACUGAUGGGAAUUUUUGAAAUGGGCUGGGAAAAGCCAUCUCCUAUUCAGGAGGAGAGCAUUCCCAUUGCUUUAUCUGGUAGGGAUAUUUUAGCUAGAGCAAAAAAUGGAACAGGCAAGAGCGGUGCCUACCUCAUUCCCUUACUUGAACGGCUAGACCUGAAGAAGGACAAUAUACAAGCAAUGGUGAUUGUUCCCACUAGAGAACUUGCUCUACAGGUCAGUCAAAUUUGCAUCCAGGUCAGCAAACACAUGGGAGGGGCCAAAGUGAUGGCAACCACAGGAGGAACCAAUUUACGGGAUGACAUAAUGAGGCUUGAUGACACAGUGCAUGUGGUGAUAGCUACCCCUGGAAGAAUCCUGGAUCUUAUCAAGAAAGGAGUAGCAAAGGUUGAUCAUGUCCAGAUGAUAGUCUUGGAUGAGGCAGAUAAGUUGCUGUCACAGGAUUUUGUGCAGAUAAUGGAGGAUAUUAUUCUCACGCUACCUAAAAACAGACAGAUUUUAUUAUAUUCUGCUACUUUCCCUCUUAGUGUACAGAAGUUCAUGAAUUCCCAUUUGCAGAAACCCUAUGAGAUUAACCUGAUGGAGGAACUAACUUUGAAGGGAGUAACCCAGUACUACGCAUAUGUAACUGAGCGCCAAAAAGUACACUGCCUCAACACACUUUUCUCAAGGCUUCAGAUAAACCAGUCGAUCAUUUUCUGUAACUCCUCUCAGCGAGUUGAAUUGCUAGCCAAGAAGAUUUCUCAACUGGGUUAUUCUUGCUUCUAUAUCCAUGCUAAAAUGAGGCAGGAACAUCGAAAUCGUGUGUUUCAUGAUUUCCGAAAUGGCUUAUGCCGCAAUCUUGUUUGCACUGAUUUGUUUACCCGAGGUAUUGAUAUACAAGCUGUGAAUGUGGUAAUAAACUUUGACUUUCCAAAGCUGGCAGAGACCUAUCUCCAUCGUAUUGGAAGAUCAGGUCGCUUUGGUCAUCUUGGCUUAGCCAUCAACUUGAUCACAUAUGAUGAUCGCUUCAACCUGAAAAGUAUUGAGGAGCAGCUGGGAACAGAAAUUAAGCCUAUCCCAAGCAACAUUGACAAGAGCCUAUAUGUGGCAGAAUACCACAGCGAGCCUGUAGAAGAUGAGAAACCUUAACAAGCAUGCUUUGACAAACUACAGAAGGCUCGUUCGGAUCUGUGACACAUUUUUUGGGGGGGAGGGGUAUGCUCUUUGUGGGUUUUUCAUGUUUUAUUUUGGAACUAUGAAGACUUAAAAGAGCUCAGACUUUUUUUUUAAACUGGUGAAGAGAAAAAAGCUGAAAAGAAGGAAUUUACCUUUUUUGUUCCACUUGUUUGCACUGUGUGCUGACUGAACAUUAGUUGCACUAACUGCUAGUUUUUAAAAAAUGUUUUCUGGGGAAGGGGGACAAGGAAGGAGGAGAAAGAAGAGAAGGGGAGAAACCCUAAAAAGAGAAGAAUCUUGAUGAACACACAAGCUUGUCUGCAAUUUCAAAAUUCUCCAACAGCUGACUCUUGAGUGCAUUUCAACUUCUCCCUGAUUACUCAUCCGUUUUUUAAGCCUGAAGAGCUUAUUACUUAUUUGUGCGAAGUGCCUUAUGCUAUGAGACCAUUCAGAAUAUCUUUUAGAUACAGCCCAAGGAAUCAACAAUAGUAAUUUCUUUCCAUUUUUCUUCCUUUCUUUUUAAUUUUUGUCUUUUCCUUUUGAUUUUAAGGUGAAGUCUCUUCCCUUUCUACCCAAUACUCAAGCCCAGGGCUAGAAGAUGAAACGUAUUAGUAAUGUUAAACACCAUUUUUUUUUUCUUUAUGUGGAGGAGUUGAUAUGCAACUGCAUUUCAUUCGCACUGUAAAUACAUGUAUUUAAAAAAACAAUCCCAAGUAAAAAUUUCUUCUGGGCUGAGUAGAUGCACCAUCAUUGCUCCCAAAGGAAAGAGCAGUCUAUCAUUGCAGGAGCCAUAUGACAAGCCUUUGUGCUCUAUAGCAGAACACUAAAGACUGGUUUACAUACGCCUCCAUUAGCAGUUAUGGCACUUGAUGUGUAGACAUGUCAGCCUUGACCCUCUUUCCUCUGUGGCAAAGCGUGUCCCAUAGAAAAUUGGGUGUGUAUACUUGUAUAAACUUUGUAAAUAAGUUUUUUUCUGGGUUCAUAUAUAUAUAUACAUAUAUAUAUAUUUUUUUUUUGGAUGAAGGUUGCUGGGAUUAAGGGGAUUAGAGUGAUUAUGGGAGCAGCUAAAGAUGAGAGGGGCUCAGUUUUCCGCAACACUAAAUUCUAAAAAGUACUUUGGCCUCUUACUGUAGAGAGCAGACCUCUUGGGGACCAUAGGUUAGAAAAGGGACCCAGAAGUCUGGGAUUCAGUGUUUGCUGCCACACUGUCUCCUCUAGUACUUUUGGAGGAGGCCUGCCAGAAGGAGCAAGGAAGCUUCAAAAACCUGUAAUUAAAGGUAUUAUUUUCGAGAAGCUCUCUGAUUUUGCUUUUCUCUUUUUAAAAAGUUUGAGGAACUUUUCAAGCUUGGCAAAAGGGGACAAAAAUUAGUCUGCCUUGCAGUGUGGAAAUUUAAUUGAGUGGCAGUGUCUGAGCAGUGUAUGUAUAAAGCAUGGAUUUGCAUUUCAGAAUAUUAGCCGGUACCAGCUUUGGUAACGUUAGCAGUUCUGGGGCUUACUUUCUGUGGAUCACCUGUACUGUGUAAUAAGUGUGUUGCCUUCUGCCCACCUUGAUACAUAAAUUUGCAGGAAUGGGCACCCUGAGAGCUAUUAACGUUCAUGCUGCAGAAAGCUGCUUGUCAUCCUCUUUGUGACAAUAAUUAUUUGUCAUUUUGCAUUGUAAAUUGCUGGCAAAUGGCUUUACAAUGAAUAGUGUUGCUUUAAAUUGUGCCCCUCCCAACAUGCUUGAUGUUUGGCCUGAUCUCCAGGCAAAAAGAGUGAGAUGAAUCAAAACCAGUGAACUUUUUUUUUUAAUGUUUUUAAUUCCCCUUUAACCCAGUGUACUAGGUCAAUCAGGAGGCAUCUAGGGUUAAAAAAAAUAAUAAAAAAUAAAAUGAAAAAAAUUUUUGAUUUCCAUAUCCCAUUGUUUUUUAAAGCCCUAAAAUACUACAAGGUAAGUCAUGCAUAUGCUUUCGUGCUUAACUCAUCUGGAUAAAGAAAUCAGUUAUUCAGAGUUGCUUUUUUGACUGUCUAGUUCUAAGCAAAAACUAUAUGUGACUCACCCAAAAUUCCUUGAGAAUCAAAAUCCUGCAGAUGCCUCCUGAUCAGACAUAGCCCUAACUCCUUAAAAACUGUAGCAGGAGCUGCACAGUACAAACUCAAAAAAGAAUAAGCUCAUUUAUUUGGUAUCUAAGCCACAUCGGUUCUUCUAUCUAGCCAAUGUUGGCUAUUUAAAUACAAGCCCUAAUAAAGGAAGUAAGUUUUCUUCCAGGGAGGGGUGGGGGGAGGGAAUUUAAAAGGCAUCAACUUUCGACCAAAAAUAUCUUGCCCUUGUACUGAUGCAGCUCUUUCUCGCCCACCUCUGACAAGAUAAGAGGGAUCAUUCAUUGUAGAAAAGCAAGAAAACUCAUAAAUACAAUUUUGUAUCUUGUGGGAGAGUGGGUGACUAAACAGCUCAGUCCUAUUUGCUAUCCUCAGACUAGUGUCUGCUUGGUGCCACAUGCCCGUUGAUCCCUCUUAAAGCACAGACUUUAAAUUGAAAGUAUUACUGAAGUACAGCCUCUUAUGAGGAGUGGCACUUAAACUGUCUGGGAUACCACUAUUGGACAGUUGUACAGACAACUGUCCAAUUUUGGUGCUUGACUCUUGAAUAGGAAUUAUUAAAUGGAAAGAUGCUCUAAGGACUAGGUCAAAGCCUAGUCUUUUUUUUUUUUUUAAAUCCCCUUCACAAUAAGGAGUAUUUGUUACUUUUGGAAAUUUUUUCGUGUUCUUCCAGUAUGUUUAAGUGAUGGUAAUAUUUUUCCAGUGGUUCGUUUGGAUGAAAACUAUUCCCUGUUUUUAAUAUUUAAGUAACAUCCAGCUCGUGGUUUAGCCUGUGGUUGUAUAGCUGUGUAAUGGACUGUUACACCUUGCUGCUUCUGGGCCUGUUUUGUCUCUUCCCAUACAUUCCAAUGGAGAAACUUUCUUACCUUUCCUUUAGGAGUGGAAUAAAUUUUUUCCAAAAUGAUCUUCUAUGGGAAGAAAGGAGAAGGAAACCUAAAUAUGUCUAAAUUAUUUUCAAGUUGGCCCUGCAUCAUAAUAUGGGUUGGCCCCAAAGGCUGGGGGGAGGGGGAGGCAACUGGUUAUCAGUAUUUGUUUUCAGAAUGAGAUGGGAGCAUCUUUCCUUUGCCGUGUGCUUUGUGUUUGAUACCAUCAUGCUUGGGUUAGAACCAGACAACUCAGCACAAAGCUUCGAGUGUAAAUUGUUGGAAUCAAAACAUCUCAUUCUGAUCACUUGGUUUAAUUUUUUUUCUUUUUUUUUUUUUUUAAGGGUGGGAGGGAGGUUACUGUGCCCCAAAAGGGAGGGUGUCUGCACUAGGAUUUAGAAACACUUUGGAAGCUGAUAACCUCUUCAGAAACUGCCUUUAGCCACACUCCUGACCUUAUAGAUGAGAAACAAAAAGAUGAAAUUAUUGGGAAUUAAGCCAUGUUGUUUUAAUUUGCUACUCAGUGUUCUGUGUAUCUUAAAAUUUGUUAUUGUGGAGUCAUUUUCUGGCAAAAUACUUUGUCAAACAGAAUAUUGGCCUCGUGGAAGCUGAAGUCAGUCAACUCUUUGGUAAACUUUAAGUGGACUUUGGUGAACUUGUAGUUCUACUUGAUAUCCUUAAAGAUUAUUUUCUAAAACUCCCAAAGAAAAUCCACUCUGAUCUAAAAACUCAUCUUUGGGUUAAAUAAAGGGUUAAGUGUCCAAAGGUUAUAACAGUUCAUGAGGUCAGAGGGAGCUAGCUUGGCACCUGGACUCUGCCCCUCCACAGCUAAUAGAUUCCAGCAGAAGUGUGUAUAAAUUCUCCAGUAGACUAUACUGGGCAAGGGAGGGGGGGGGCGGGGUUGGGUUAUUAAGAUACAGGUUACUGUAUUUUAACCAAUGAUUGUGGGGGAGGGGUGCCUGGAGAAAAAAAGUUGUUAUUCCCCUUUUUGAAAUAAAGUUGAGAAAAUUUUAUUUUUCAAUAAAAAUGGGAUAGAAUUUCAAUGUCCCUAGCCACAAGGGACUAGUUCCACUGAGAAGUGAUCAGUGGAGAUUCAAAAUUUUGAAAACAUUUGGGGAAAGGGAAAAUUGGCUUUCUGUUAAUUGGUAAAUGUUCCAGUGGGGCUCUGUUUCUGUUGAGAUGUGUUAUGUUGUAUGUACACAUGGACCAGAGUCUGCUGAGUUUAUAUAAAGUUCAGAAAAGAUGGUUGAUAAAAUCUUGAUUUUUUUUUUUUGUUUGUUUAUCAAUAAAAGCCCACUGGAACUCCAAA